Molecule: messenger RNA, 1185 nt
Organism: Danio rerio (zebrafish)
Lineage: Eukaryota; Metazoa; Chordata; Actinopteri; Cypriniformes; Danionidae
Gene: ptger2b
Product: prostaglandin E receptor 2b (subtype EP2)
Biological process (GO): G protein-coupled receptor signaling pathway; signal transduction
Cellular component (GO): plasma membrane; membrane
Molecular function (GO): G protein-coupled receptor activity
Source: RefSeq, marked provisional
GACUGAAACCCCACCUCACUUUCGUUUUAAAGUCAUGGGCUGUGCGUAAAAGCUCGCCUUCACUAUAAGUUUGGAUCUUCUCUACCAUGAAAUUUCCCUCAUAUAUAUCUCUUCAACCAGCGCAGAAUUAACCCAGGGUUGGACAAUAAAGUAACUUUCAUGGCGUCACAGAACGUCAGUUGCCGCGAGCAGAUCAGCGUCUCUGGAGGAUCUCCCACAAUACCCGCGUUCAUGUUUUCCACCGGUGUCCUUGGGAAUGUGGUCGCCUUAAUCCUCUUGGAAAUGCGGCGGAGGAAACAACCGGCAUCUCUAUUCCACGUCCUGGUCUCAUCUCUAGUCAUCACGGAUUUGCUGGGAACUUUCUCCCUCAGUCCUCUAGUUUUAACUGCGUACUUCAGGAACGCGUCUCUGCUCGGGAUGAAUGAAAAUCGGCUGGCCUGCGGACAUUUUGCAUACGCGAUGACAUUUUUCAGCGUGGUGACCCUCGCCAUUCUUCUGUCCAUGGCCGUGGAGCGCUGGCUCUCCAUUGGCCAUCCUUUCUUUUACGAGAAGUACUCGAGUAAACGGUGCGGGUACAUCACCAUCGCGCUCAUUUACCUGCUGUGCGCGCUCUUCUGCGUCACACCUUUCCUCGGGUUCGGGAAGUAUGUCCAGUACUGUCCGGGAACGUGGUGCUUCAUUGAUAUGGACCCGUCUGCGAGCGAACACAAGGCGUUUAAUAUCAUCUACGCGUCUUGUUUGCUGCUCAUGAUAGUGUGUACUGUUUUGUGCAACGCGUCCGUCAUUUAUCACAUUUCGCGCAUGUAUAGGAGGCUGAAGGCGCACCGGAGCUCAGUCCGGCGGCAGCGCGGACACAAGAGACACCGCUCCAUGACCAAGGAGGUUGAACAUCUGGUGCUGCUGUGGUUCAUGACAAUAGCAUUCGUCUUUUGCUCUCUUCCUCUUGUGAUUCAAGUUUACCACAAUACUCUCUACCACCGAGAUCGUCACAGAAACAAUGUCAUCCCCCUUCUUUUCCUCUCGGCCAACCCCAUCAUCGACCCCUGGGUGUUCAUCAUCCUCAGCCCUCCGGUGCCCCGUCUGCUCUGGGACAAGAUCUGUAAAGCUGCAAAAUCCAAACCCAUCAGGGAGAAGGUGCACAGCAUUCACCCUGUCCUGUACCAUUCGAGUCCACCUGCAGACUGA